GUGCCUGGGUUUAUAUGGCAGUUUUCCCUCCAUGCUCCCUCCAAUGUGGUUGGAUCGGGACGCCCAUAAUCCCCAGCCAGCAUUAGUUACCGGUGGGGGGGGAGGAGGUAUUAGAGCUUGGGGUUCAAAUCCAGCUUCAGGGUGCCUGGUUGGGUGAACGCUUGUAAACACUCGGGGCGAGGGAGCGAACUAGCUAGCUGCGGAGGGACUUUCCUUGUUCCCGUUAGUUCUGCGUGGGAGGAGAGUUGUUAAAAUAAGCCACUCGCACACGUGAUUGUUUAAAUCGCUGUUGAAUGAAAAACAGCCUAUCCCGGGAGGCGAACACUUAAACUGCAAAUGUUGCAUAAAACUAAAUAUUCACAGUUCCAUUAUCAUGGGCCUAGUUAAAAAAAUACCUUACAGCAGUACUGUGGUUCUAAUGAAAUUCCUAAGGUUUUUUUCUCUCUAAUGGUUACUCUGGACAGACGUGGGGGCUCUUUUUCUUGACUGAGGUGGGAUCAGUCAUUUGCAUCCCCCCUCCUAUAAGAAUGCCUUACUUUUUGCCUAGCCUGAAGUAAUCAUUCCUAGUUCUUAGAGUCACAAAAAGUAAAGAAAAAUGCUGAUUUUAUUAUUUGUCAAGGGCUUUUUCUACUUCAAGGACAGACCUUGUAUUUGUUUAAACUAGUUUAAGUGCUUGAUAGGGAUAUGAAAUUCCAUUAACCCUUUGCUGAUCAGCUACAUUUUCAGAGCAUUUAUGCCCUUGCUCCUAAGUUUACAUGGAACACCAGACAAAUCUACAAAUCAACAAAGGCAAGAUAGAACUAGCAAUCUAAAAAAGACGUCAUGAAAGAGUAAAGAAAAAUACCUCUCAGUAUCAACGUUGUGUAAUUCCAAUAACUAUUCUUUAUAAGCAGUUGGAAUUACAAUUAGUGUACAUCAGCUAUAAUUCCAGAAACCUGCUAAAAGUCAUUGAUCCGUCUGGAAUGGAAAUGCUUUCUGGAAUAAUUAUAAUUAAGGAAGAUGUUGAUAUCCCAAAUAGACGUGUCCUAAUUACUGGUGCCACUGGACUCCUUGGCAGAGCUGUUUAUAAAGAAUUUAAAGCAAAUCAUUGGCACACUCUUGGCUGUGGUUACAGUAGAGCUCGACCUCUGUUUGAACAAGUUAAUCUUUUAGAUUCUGCUGCUAUUCACAGUGUAAUUCAAGAUUUUCAGCCUCAUGUGAUAAUACAUUGUGCAGCUGAGAGAAGGCCAGAUAUUGUAGACAGUCAACCAGAUGCUGCUGCUCAGCUCAAUGUGACUGCUUCAGGAAUUAUAGCAAAAGAAGCAGCUCAAGUGGAAGCAUUUCUGAUCUACAUUAGUACAGACUAUGUAUUUGAUGGAACAAACCCUCCAUAUAAGGAGAAUGAUGUACCAAAUCCUCUAAAUCUCUAUGGCAGAACCAAACUAGAAGGUGAAAGAGCAGUUUUAAAAAACAAUGAAGGUGCUGCUAUCCUUAGAAUCCCUAUUUUAUAUGGAGAAGUUGAAAAGUUGGAAGAAAGUGCUGUGACAAUUAUGUUUGAUAAGGUGCAAUUCAAUAACAAAUCAGCCAACAUGGACCACUGGCAGGAAAGGUUUCCAACAUAUGUCAAGGAUGUAGCCAUUGUUUGCCGACAGCUAGCUGAGAGGAGAAUGGUGGAUCCAUCCAUUAAGGGAACAUUCCACUGGUCUGGUAAUGAACAGAUGACUAAGUUUGAAAUGGCAUGUGCUAUGGCUGAUGCUUUCAAUCUUCCUAGUAGCCACUUAAGACCAAUUACAGAUAGCCCAGUGCUGGGUGCUCCUCGUCCUAAGAAUGCUCAGCUUGACUGUUCCCGUCUUCUGAUGCUGGGCAUUGGUCAUCAUACUCCGUUUCAAGUUGGGAUCAAGGAAUCACUUUGGCCUUUCCUCACUGACAAGAGAUGGAGACAGACAGUGUUCCACUAGCUUGUAAAUAUUUUAGUCUAAGUAUGGUUAUAUGACGCACUUUUUUAAAAAGGGGAGAAAGAAUAGUUUUGUAUUCAGCAUUCUGUGUUUCAAGUUGAAUCAGGUAAAAAAUAUGGUCUUGCACUAGUGAAAUUGUAAGAAGUGUUGAUAAAAAAAAUUAACCGUUUGAAGCUGUUAAUAUAUGUUUGUUUAUCACUGGCUUAUCAUAAAGAUCUAGUGAUCUACAAUUAUUGCAGUCAUCAGUAACAUGGAAGGAGAAUGUUUCUUCACAUGCAAUUUUUGUGUUUAAAUUGUUGGAUAGAAUCUUUCUUCGCAUUUAUUUUCUUGAUUACUAUAAAUAAACAUGGUAAUGCGGAACUUCAAUGUUUCCAAAUGCAGUUUGAAAUUAAAAUAAAAAAGCAUUGGAGCUGCUUUAGAUAUGAUUUAAAAAUUCUAAUAAAAUAAAACUUUA
Ahaetulla prasina is the source of this 2388-nucleotide messenger RNA. It is a transcript of the gene MAT2B, whose product is annotated as methionine adenosyltransferase 2 non-catalytic beta subunit. Gene Ontology annotation, cellular component: methionine adenosyltransferase complex. The record is from RefSeq and is a predicted model, not a curated record. Lineage: Eukaryota; Metazoa; Chordata; Lepidosauria; Squamata; Colubridae. Gene Ontology annotation, molecular function: methionine adenosyltransferase regulator activity. Gene Ontology annotation, biological process: S-adenosylmethionine biosynthetic process. Bases 963 to 1937 code for a protein of 324 amino acids. The transcript has 7 exons.